Molecule: messenger RNA, 938 nt
Organism: Chelonoidis abingdonii (Abingdon island giant tortoise)
Lineage: Eukaryota; Metazoa; Chordata; Testudines; Testudinidae
Gene: CFAP90
Product: cilia and flagella associated protein 90
Source: RefSeq, a predicted model, not a curated record
ACAGCGGGACCUCCCUGCUCUGUGCCCCAGGCGGGCCGGGCUCCGGCCGUGGGAUGUCGCGCACCCCGGAGGGGACGGAACCAGACGGGCAGCGGGAGGAGGAAUCAGCUGAGCAGACAAAAGGGAAACACCAGCUACCGCUCUCCGCCCUGUCCGCCUUCAGCUACAUCCCCCCCGGCCGCAGGGACCCCCCGGAGCACAGCUACUUCCACCAGGAGUUCAAGACAGGGAUUGUUUCCACAUAUGACUCCAUUUUUAAGAGGCCAAUGGGUUACAACGAAAAACUCCACCGAUGUGACAGAGAACAUGCAAAUAGUCGAGGUCUUAACAUUAAUGAUGAGGAACUGGCAAGACCCAGUGCUGUUUUGUCCUCUUCAGAAUAUGGGAGACACAUAAACCAGCCCGUAGAGCAGUCAAUCAGAGAUUAUGCAAGGAUUAACCGUGUGCAGGCUGAGUUCUACAGGAAAAAUGGAGUCACCUGCUUGUUGGAAAAACCUUCUCAAAGUCUCGAACCAUCCUAAAGCUCCUGUCCCCACCAACCAUCAACAUGAACAAAGUAUAACACAGUUUUCACAACAAUAAGAAAAUGAAGAUUGUUUUGCCUUUUCUUGUAAUACUUUCCUUUAGCUGGUCAGUGUGACUUGGAUAACACACACACACACACGUGUGCAUGCCAUAACAGCUGUCAGUGUCCCCAUGUUAGUGUAAAUGUACCUUGACAUUUCAUUAAAAUUUUGCAAAUAAUUUCUCUACCAAUUUCAAUGAUGGCAAUGUAUUACAACAGAAUAGAGCAAGUUUCUUCUUCAAAGCAUUUACAAACAAACAUCAAUUUACAAUCCACACAACCAUUUCUAUUAGAUUCAUAAGUAUUAUUAUCCCAAUGGAAAAACUGAGGCGGAAAGAGGUUAAGGCCAAGAUUUUCCAAAACCAGUGCCUAA